AAAGAGGAAGAAGAAUUAAAGAAGAAGAAAGAGGAAGAAGAAUUAAAGAAGAAGAAAGAGGAAGAAGAAUUAAAGAAAAAGAAGCAAGAUGAAGAAUCAAAGAAGAAUAUAGAGGAAGAUGAGUUGAAGAAGAAGAAAAAGGACGAAGAAUUUAAGAAGAAGAAAGGGGAAGAAGAGUCAAAGAAGCAGAAAGAGGAAGAAGAGUUGAAAAAGAAGAAAAAGGAAGAAGAAUUUAAGAAGAAGAAAGAGGAAGAAGAGUUGAAAAAGCAGAAAGAGGAAGAAGAGUUACAGAAGAAGAAAGAGGAAGAAGAAUUAAAGAAGAAGAAAGAGGAAGAAAAAUCGAAGAAAAAGAAGCAGGAAGAAGAUUCAAAGACGAAGAAAGAGGAAGAAGAGUUAAAGAAAAAUAAUGCAGAGGAAGAAUCGAAGAAGAAAGAGAAAGUGGAUUUAAAGAAACAAGACGACGAGAGAAUAAAACAAGAAGAAAAGAAAGAUGUAAAGAUACCAUUUCGUCCUUUUUCAACGGACGAGGAGAAAGAGAAACCGGAAAUUAAGGACGACCAAAAGACCGGAGAGAACGGAGAAACUCUAAACGUAAUGCGGAGUAAGAUAUCUCCAGGUUCUCCCAGACAGGAUAAGCUGGUUCCCUUAAAGAAGCGAGGUCUAGAAUCCCCCGUAGAUCUGCCCCUCCCGGAGAGUGAUAAGAAGAAACCUAAACUCGACUCAGGAGACGAACCAGCUGAACCUGAACCCGGAGCGGACUCAAGCAUGAUUGUAGGAGAGGAGAUAUCUGAAGCUCCAGUUGUAAUUCAAGGAUCAGGUUCAGGAGCUGAAUGCAAUGCUGGGAAUGCUAAGGUUGGAGCUAGGAAUGGUAGAUCUAGGUCUGUCCGGAAGGUUGAUGAUGAAAGCGAGGAGGAAGAGGAGGAAAGUGAUGAGGAUGAGAAGCCGAUAAAGAAAGGAAGAAAACCGAAGGAAAGUGAAGGUUCCGAGGAUGAAUUCAGUCCUGAUGAAACUCCAAGUAAAGGAAGAGGUAGAGGAGGGAACAGAGGUCGAGGUCGAUGUACACCCAGGGGUCGAGGUCGCGGUAGAGGUCGGGGAAGAGGGAAGCCAGCCUCCGAGGAGAGCGCGGAGGAGUCGGAGGAAAGUGAUAACCAAAAAUCGAAGAAAAACAAGAAGGAAGAUGAAAGCGAGGAAGAAUCUGAAGCAGACGAAUCUCAGCAGAAGAAUGGGCGUGGGAAGAAGAGUGAAAGUGAAGAAGAAGAGAAAGGUCCCGUUCGAAGUGCCGGCCGAGGAAGAGGGCGAGGAGCUGCUCCUGGAAACGGAGCUGCAUUUGGGAAAGCAGCUGCUGCUAAAACAAAUGAAUCUGUGGGAAGACGAGGUAGCUCUAGAGUACAAAUACUUAAACAAAAAGAAGAGGAACGGAAGAAAAAAGAAGAAGAAGAAAGGCUCAAAUUAUACGCAGAAAUGAAAAUAAAAAAGGAAGAACGUGAAAAGAGAAAGCUAGAGAAAAUGAGAACUCUCGGCGCUGAUUACAUGAUGCACGAACGAAAGAGAAAACUGAAAAAGAAACUAAGAAAGCGGAAAGCGGAGAUGACUUUGCAAGCCAGUGAUGAUGAAAAGGAUUUAGAUUACGAGGAGCAGAAGAAGAGGAAGAAAGAGAAGAGGAGGGAGAAGAAGCCGAGGAAAGGGGAUUCUGUGAACAAAGAGUUUUCUCAGUUUUCGUCCGGAAGUGAUGGAACAGGUCUGGAGGAUGAAUCCGACCUAGAGGAAUUAUACCAGGAGAUUGCGGACGAGGCUGACGAUUUGUUUGCCACUGAUCAUGAAUUCAGCUGUGAAUCAGAAGAUGAGGAACAG
Eurytemora carolleeae is the source of this 1851-nucleotide messenger RNA. Its product is annotated as remodeling and spacing factor 1. Gene Ontology annotation, cellular component: RSF complex. NCBI's taxonomy places the organism in Eukaryota, Metazoa, Arthropoda, Copepoda, Calanoida, Temoridae. Gene Ontology annotation, biological process: regulation of DNA-templated transcription. The record is from RefSeq and is a predicted model, not a curated record.